Molecule: messenger RNA, 1443 nt
Organism: Plutella xylostella (diamondback moth)
Lineage: Eukaryota; Metazoa; Arthropoda; Insecta; Lepidoptera; Plutellidae
Biological process (GO): regulation of gene expression
Cellular component (GO): nucleus
Source: RefSeq, a predicted model, not a curated record
CCUACUUUGGUUGGUUGAUAAGAGUAAAAGUAAAACGACUUUAUUUUUUAUGAGAUGAUACUCGGCCAUCCCAGUACGUUGCACUAGAUAAAUAGAGUACUCUUGAAUUGUACACCAAGAUAUUACAGGCUGUUGACAUGAACGUGGCUGAUACUUCUGGUUGUCCAGAAGUUACGGUGAAGAUUGAACCUGAGUAUGAAGAUCAAGAAUCCAGUUCUAAUUCUACUGACAUCAACAAAGAUUCACAAUUUGUCAACAUAAUGGAUGAUAACAUAGAUAUAAAAGAGGAACCCCUAGAAGCAUCCCCAUCUACAAUCCAGACUGGCAAGGAUACUAUUAGAGACAACAGUGAACUAAGUAUAAUUGAUGAAAGAGACAUCAGUCAAGUAAAUAAAACGGUUGAAAAAUACAUCAGUCAAGUGAAUAAAACGGUUGAAAAAGACAGCAGUCAAAUUAAGGAAAUGAACACAUUCCAUAACUGUGAAGAAGAGCUUCAAUCACUAACGUUACUUCAGAAGCAUCAUGAAAAUGGAGAAAAGAAAUCGCCACGUCAGUGCAAUGUUUGCUUGAUAAAGUUCAAAAGCAAACAGGUUAUGCUGAAUCACAAAAAAACACACAGUGACCGUAAAAAAUUUGUGUGCAAUGAAUGUGAGAAAGAAUUCACAGCUAAGGCCAGCUUAAAGCAGCACAUCGGGAAAAUACAUAAUCAAAUUCACCGACAUAAAUGCCAAGUUUGCGGUGAUAGAUUUGAGAACUCAAAUCUCGCAAUGGCUCACAUGAAAACGCACACGGAAUACAAAUGUAAUAAGUGCGACGAAAGUUUCUCGGAUUCAGCUAUGUUUGAUGAUCAUAAAGUAACAUGCCGUUUACAAAAUAAACCCUAUAAAUGUAAACUUUGCGAUAAAAGAUAUAAUAAAAACGCGUGUUUACAAAAACAUGUAAAAUCACAUUCAGAGAAAAAAGCGAGUUCUCAUAAGUGCCUAGUCUGCCUAAAAGACUGUUACAAAGCACACAAAUUGAAAAUUCACUCUAGAAUACAUACCGGGGAGAAACCGUUCAAGUGCAAUGUUUGCGAUAAAGCAUUUUCAAGGUUAGAUACAUUGUUGCAUUCCCACAUGCCCACGCACACAGGCGAGAAACCACACGAAUGCGAUGUUUGUAAAAAGAAAUUUGUGACAUCGACAAAACUAGCUUACCACAAGAGAACACACUCUGGCGUGAAGCCGUAUGAAUGUAAAUUGUGCAAUAAAAGAUUUACCGUUUCAGCAGAAGUGGGAAGACAUUUGAAAAAUCACCAUCGAAGCAAAUUGAAGUUCAAAUGCGAUUUAUGUGAUGAUUCUUUUUCGUUGGAAAAAAAUCUUAAAUCACACAUAAAGAAAAAACAUGCCUAAAAUAAAUAAUGAGUGGUGUUAAUAAUAUUUAUCAUGAUGAACUCGAUUGCAA